AUGUCGAACCCUCUUUCCGCAUCCUCCCUGCUCAGCGUCAAGGACUGGGUUGUUGUCGUGUACGCUCAGGCCUUCGCCGCCAAUGGAGCUAAGGUUUACAUCACCGGCCGACGUCAAGAAGUCCUGGAAACGAGUGCCCGUGUCCACGGAUCUGCAGACAAGAUUGGCUCUUCGGGGGGUCAAAUCGUGCCCCUUGUCAUGGAUGUGACCAACAAGGACACCAUCAAGGCCGCUGUGGAUCAGAUCACCCAGACCGACGGCUAUGUCAACGUACUUGUCAACAAUGCCGGCGUGUGGACGACCAAGCCGGAGGCUGGCCCGGAGGACGGACCCGUGAAGUUUGGCACCUCCAUGCUCGAGCAGUCUAUCGACCUCUGGCAGCAAGCCUUCCUCGUCAACGCCACAUCCAUCUACUUCGUCACUGCGGCAUUCCUACCACUACUCGCCAAGUCCGUCACUAGCCACACUGGCAAGCUGGGUAGCGUGAUCAACACCACCUCCAACAGCGGUCAUCUGCGGAUGUCUGAGGGCUCGCAGUUGGCCUACAAUGUUAGCAAGGCUGCGGCGGUACACAUGACCCGUCAACUGGCUUUCGAUUUCAGCCACGAGAACAUCAAGAUUCGUGUCAACGCCAUUGCGCCCGGCUGGUACCCCACGGAGAUGACCACUGGUGGUUCGGACGAGAACAACGUGAGCCAGGCCCAGGACGAUGCGGCCUUCCAACAAGAGAUGGUCGGCAUGGGUGCCCGUGUCCCGCCUGGCCGUAUGGGCAACCCGCAGGAUCUUGGAAGCGCCGUCCUGACUCUCGCUACAAACGAGUACAUCUGGGGUUCGCAUCUUGUUGUCGAUGGUGGUAUCACGCAGAGCGUGGCUGGAACCAUUUAA
This is a messenger RNA of Sodiomyces alkalinus F11, 885 nucleotides long. RefSeq names its product NAD(P)-binding protein. The coding region runs from base 1 to 885 and encodes 294 amino acids. The record is from RefSeq and is a predicted model, not a curated record. Gene Ontology annotation, molecular function: oxidoreductase activity. The transcript has 8 exons. NCBI's taxonomy places the organism in Eukaryota, Fungi, Ascomycota, Sordariomycetes, Glomerellales, Plectosphaerellaceae.